Messenger RNA from Volvox carteri f. nagariensis, 279 nucleotides. RefSeq lists its product as uncharacterized. The transcript has 2 exons. The record is from RefSeq and is a predicted model, not a curated record. Gene Ontology annotation, molecular function: peptidyl-prolyl cis-trans isomerase activity; ubiquitin-ubiquitin ligase activity. The annotation marks the transcript as partial. Gene Ontology annotation, cellular component: catalytic step 2 spliceosome. Lineage: Eukaryota; Viridiplantae; Chlorophyta; Chlorophyceae; Chlamydomonadales; Volvocaceae. Gene Ontology annotation, biological process: protein peptidyl-prolyl isomerization; protein polyubiquitination.
GGCAAGGGCGGCGAGUCCAUCUUCGGCCCCACCUUCCGCGACGAGCUGGACUCCCGACUGGUGCACGCGGGCAGGGGGGUGCUGUCCAUGGCGAACAGCGGACCCAACACCAACGGGUCGCAGUUCUUUAUCACCUUCAAGAGCUGUCGGCACCUCGACUUCAAGCAUUCGGUGUUCGGUCGGGUGGUCGGGGGGUUGGAUGUGCUGUCGGCAAUGGAGAAGGUGUCCACGGACCCGGAGGAUCGACCCACCAUCACCAUCAGCAUAACAGGUGAGUGA